AUGUCGGGCUUGGGCUUGCAUGCGUCUUGUGCAUCCACAACUGAUGCAGCUGCGGAGUCCCGUGUAAAGCUGUCUGAAGAUGAAACCACUCAAAUGAAAAGUGAUAGAAGUGUUUCUCAGUCACGAAGACCGAUCAGUAUUCAAAGCGUCUUUCUUGAUCACAAUGUACCAGAAAGAGUGUUUAGUGUUUUAUCCCGUGGGCAUACUGCUCACCAUGUUGACUCGACCAUUCCACACAGUGCUGCUAGCUCCAUGUUUAUUCCAAGUUGUCAGUCUGCUUCUUCUCGAGUUUUUAGGAAAAAACUCAGCCAAAUAAGAAAAUCAAAAAAGUCCAAGGAAAAGGGACCUAAAGGAGAAAAUGUUUUCACUGGCAAAAGAUUCGGCAACAUUUUCAGUCUUUCCUCACAGUUUAUCCAACCAGCACCUUCUUCUUACUCUAGGAUUAUUGCUUCUAAAUAUCCAACAGCAAGUCCUGAGAGUCAUCCUUUACCAAAGACUCCAGACUAUACUCAAGAGGGCCCUUAUCUUCCGAGAGAUGUAAGUGGGACACUGAUAAGCCCCAUACCUAGUAGCACAUCUACAGUACGGGAAGCACGGUGGUCUGAACGUCCUAUAUACAACUUCGCAAGUCUUAGUAAAGUGGUACUGAACAUUGCUAAACUUCCAGAAAUCCGUUCCCUACCAACACCAGUUUUACCCAGAAAACCUCAAAGACAGACCGCACUAGCUUUAAUUAGAAUGAGAAGACUAGACCCAGAUGCACAUGUUUUGCGUGGUGAAGGUUUUAAGACUGUUGCAGCCACACACUAUGAAACAAUAACGGCAAUGACCUCCCUGGCCAUAAUAAUCUGCCAAAUCUAUGGGAGGAACGCACUCAGUCUCAAGGGAUUCUUUCUUCUGCAAUGUCCAGACUUAACAUCUGUGGCUUUGCAACUGAUAUAUCUUAAUUUAUCAUUUAAUCAUCUCACCCAAUUUCCCACUGAAAUAUUUUGUCUUAAAAAUCUACAAAUACUGAAACUGAGAAAUAAUCCCAUCAAAGAAAUUCCUUCUGAAAUUGAACAACUUAAGUGCCUUAGAAAUUUCUGCAUUGCCUUUAAUUUGAUUAGAGACCUUCCUGUUGGGUUAUUUUGCCUACCUUGCCUUGAGGAACUUGAUAUUUCCUACAAUGAAAUUUAUGUUAUUCCAAACGAAAUCCAGAAGCUCAGAUCGCUUGACAAACUGAACAUUGAUGGAAAUUACAUGACUUCUUUUCCACCUGGAAUUCUGAAGCUUAACUUGACAAAACUCCAGUUUGAUAAUACUUUCACUAAUCAUAAUUUUUGGGCAGAGAAUUGUUUGAAUAGUCCCCAACGGCUUCCUCAACUUUGUUCUUUGUUCAUUGUCAAAAAUAAUUUACAUAAAAUUCAAGCUAUGGUCCCAAAAAUAUUUCAAAAGUUUCUGAAAAGCACAUCCAGAUGUGAUUGGUGUCAUGGCCCCAAAUUUGGUGAUGGUCUGCGUAUCAUCCGAUCCUGUGAUAUGUUUGGAGCAACACAAAUUCCAAUCAUGUUCUAUGUCUGCUCUUCUUCCUGCUAUCUGGAGAUAAGGGAAAGCGGUUUUGUUUUAGAAGGUUUUCCUAGUAGAAGAAUAAUCCUAAAUAAGGACUGGGUAAAGGAAAAGAAAGCCAGUGAGGUAUCAUUCUAUCUGUGA
Molecule: messenger RNA, 1686 nt
Organism: Nannospalax galili (Upper Galilee mountains blind mole rat)
Lineage: Eukaryota; Metazoa; Chordata; Mammalia; Rodentia; Spalacidae
Gene: Lrrc63
Product: leucine rich repeat containing 63
Exons: 8
Coding region: 1-1686 (561 amino acids)
Molecular function (GO): protein binding
Source: RefSeq, a predicted model, not a curated record